AGAGUUUCUGUCGUUUCUGUCAACUUGUCGAUUGUGCCCUAACCAAAAACCCAAAAAACAGCAGAAACAGAAUCUCUUAUAAGUGCAGGUUUUGUUUAUAAGUAAAUGCUAAAAUGGCUAAACAGACACUUUUCAAUUUGUCAACUAAUGAAGAGAUUAUAGAGGAAUUAACAAAAGAUUUGAAAACUUCAACUUUAAAAGAAGAUAUUCAGUCGGAAACAAAGGAGGAGUUGCAAAAAGGCAGUGACAAAACUGAUCCGUGGGAUAAUAUAGGAAAAGAGACUGAGGAAGAAAAUGAAAAUGCAGAAGGAAGUAAAACGCCAACAAAUGAAAUUGUCGAGGAUUUAUCAGAUGAAGAACAUUUGAAAGACAGGGAUUUAAAUCUUACGAAUGUGGAGAAAGAGGUUUUAAAAAGUGAAUCUGAGAGUGUGAAAAGCGAGGCUAAUAAGUUGUUUAAAGAAGGUGAAUUCGAAGAAGCCCUGUCGAUGUACUCGCAAGCUUUAAAAAUGUGUCCUCUCGCCUUUAGUAAAGAAAGAGCAAUUCUUUUUGCGAAUAGGGCUGCUGCAAAAUCGAAACUUCCGCUAGAGAAAGUAUCAGCAAUAAGGGACUGUACCAAAGCUAUUGAAUUAGAUCCAAAUUAUGUCAAGGCUUAUUUAAGGCGUGCAAAUUUAUACGAAGAGACUGAUAAAUUGGAUGAAGCACUGGAAGACUUCAAAAAAGUGUUAACCUUUGAUCCAAGUCACACUGAAUCGAACUGUGCACUUCGAAGGCUGCCACCGCUUAUCGAAGAACGGAACGAAAAACUGAAGACAGAAAUGCUCGGAAAACUGAAAGACUUGGGCAAUCUAGUUCUCAAACCUUUCGGUCUCUCAACAAACAAUUUUGAACUGCAGCAGGAUCCAAAUAGUGGCGGAUAUUCUGUAAAAUUCAAUCAGAGUCCGAGGUAAAGAAAUAAUAUUGGCAGUAGCUGACAAUAUUUAUAAUAUAUGUGUAUAAAUUGUUGCAAAGAUUAGGAUGAGAAUAAGGUUUAAGAUAUCUUACAAAUAAAUAAAUAAUGAGUUA
Molecule: messenger RNA, 1062 nt
Organism: Belonocnema kinseyi
Lineage: Eukaryota; Metazoa; Arthropoda; Insecta; Hymenoptera; Cynipidae
Gene: Ttc1
Product: tetratricopeptide repeat protein 1
Exons: 4
Coding region: 114-947 (277 amino acids)
Molecular function (GO): protein binding
Source: RefSeq, a predicted model, not a curated record